CACUGACUUACCUUGCAGCCCAGGCUCUCGGCUCUCCACGCUGGCCACGCUGACUGCGGCCCGGAAAGGAGUCGAUCUAGGGAAGAAAUCUAGACUAAACUGCACCAAAACCCGAGAGGUACAUUUUAAGUCAUCAGUUACUUUUAUUAGUAAGUACUUUCCAGUUGCCCCAUUUUAUUUUAAACAUUGGUUUUUACUUUCUCGAGUACUUAGGGCCGGAGGGAAUCGCUGGCCCAGCCCACUGCAUACCACCCGGCUUCACUAAAGAGGCACUGUAUUUUAUAAUAAGGAUUAAAGUGAUUGAUAAACUGCUAAAUUUCUAAAAAUGUUCAGAAAGGAUGUGAACUGGAGAAAGGAUGUGAAGCCUCUCCUGUCAGUGCAAUCUUGUAUGUUGUGGUUGACCACAAAGGCUUGACAACCAGUUUUGACUGCCAGCUCUGCUUUUUAUAAAAUGGAUGACUGGGGUGGAUUGCUCGAUCUUUCAACCUUAGUUUUCUUAUUCGUAAAAUGGAGAAAAAUAAAGUCCCUAUUUCCUAGGGUUCCUAAGAGGAAUAAAUAGAUACGCAGGUAAAACCACAAACAAUUGCAGUGUGUGGUACUGUUACUGUAAUUAAAAUAAUUGUAAGUUAAAUACCCCAUUUAACAGGGAAACUUUAACCACUAAGUCCCAUCCCCCAAGUCAGCUGAGUUGGCUCAUACUAACAACAAUUAACAUUUGUAGAGCUUUGCAGAGAAGCCCUGGUGAGGUAAGUUAAGCACUGGGCUGCUAACUGAAAGAUUGGCAGUUAGAACCCAUAAGAAGAGCUCCGUAGUGUUUUUUGUUUUCUACAAGGAGAAGGAGCUGGCAAUCUGCUCCCAUAAAAAUUACAGCCUAGAAAACCCUAUGGAGUAGUUCUACUCUGUCACAUGGGGUCACUACGAGUAGAAAUCGACUGAACAGCACCUACCAACAACAGCAACAUAGCUUCGUGGUAUAUACAGGGCAUUUCAUUCAACUACCGCAGUUAACCCUAAGGUAAGCAGCGCAGAGCUGUUGAAUUAUUUUGGGAACUGGAGGGUGAGGAAGAAGCCGAGAGUGAGGAGCAGAUGACUAGGGCAGGGGAGAAGCUCUCCUGGACAAGGCGAUAGACAGAGAAGCUCACAGGUCCAACCUGAGAGCCUAAGGGAGGGAAGCUGUGACUCAGGAAAAAAAAAAACAAAAACCCCAACUCAGGAAAAGGCCUAGCUUAAGAAGCUGGUUUGUGUAUCUGGGCGAUAGAGCAUUUUAUUCUCUAGCAAAGAUCCCUGUUCCCUCAGCUUCCUCACCCCUUGAACCUUGCCCUCAUCCCUGUUCUAAGUCUUAGGGCUUGAAACUAGGGAAAUCUCAGUCUCAAUGCCAACAUAUGGGGAAGUGGGAACCCAGGUCUUCCUGAUAUUGCUACAAAAUAGUGGGUGUAGGGACCAAGGCAGACAGAGGCUGGCUUUUAGAAUCCCAUUAAAAAAAAAAGAAAACCAUGGAAUAUUAUUGUACGUAGUAUUCAGACGCUAAAGUUUUAAUAACAAUAGUAAUAAAAUAAUGUAGCAUUUUAAAAGGUCUUCUAUGCAAUCUCUUUAGAGGGGACAUUUCUCCCAUUUAAAGGAUGAAAAACGAGGAGCACAGAAGUGAAGUGACCACUGAAGGUGGCAGAAACAGAACUCAUACCCAGGCCUACUAAUACACCCAUGUUCCUGUCACUGGUUAAGUGGGCUUCUUCGGCCGCUCCUGCACUUGAAUUUUCAGAGUCCAAUCUGUUUAUCAGUUGAAAGCCACCAGUCACUAUGAGGUCCUAAUCACCUUUCUUUUUCAACCAUUAAAAAACAGAAGAAAACCAAACCCAUUGCCCAGCAAGUCGAUUCUGACACAUAGUGACCCUAUAGCACAGAGUAGAACUACCCCAUAGGGUUUCCAAGGAUUGGCUGGUGGAUUCAAACUGCCAACUUUUUGGUUAGCAGGUGAGUGCUUAUCCACUGGGCCACCAGGGCUCCUUUUCAACAAUAAAACUUUUCAACAAUGGGAAUGUUUUAUUCAACCGCUGGUUAGACUCUAGUCCACAUAAGUAUAAAAUUUUUUUCAAACACAAAUAUAGCUUUUUGCAGCAUUGAGUUGUCUGUUCACCCUUAGAAAGCCUAGUUAACUAUCAGAGUGAUGGAAACUGAACUGAGCGUCACAUCUCCUUUGUUUUUUGAAAGAAAAAUUGAAAGCUGUGCACAAAACAUUUUUUGUUUUUCUCAAAAGAGAAUAAAAAGGAAAACUACAUGCAAAUAUUUCUUUCUAGAUAAGAUUAUAUUUUGCCCUUAAUUUCAGCAAAUUUUUAUAACAGGUUAAAAGCUCAGGCUUCGGGGCCCUAUUUCCUUCUAAAGAAACAAAACAAAACCUUAAAUUUAUCUAAUCCAUCAGAAGAUUCAUUGUCAACGAUAGGCCAUUCCUGUUUAAGGAUACUUUCAAGCUCUGCGAUUUAUCAACAGGGCAAGCCUCCCCAACCCCUCCAUUUAGUCAUAUCUGAGGUGGAAAUAAUAGUUCCUACCUCGCUGGUUUGUGAGAACAGAACAGGCCUGGCACAGAGUAAGUGUUCAUUGAAUGGCUGAAUGCUAACUAUUGUUACGCAUAAGACACUGGGUGGUCAGGGUACAAGAAUGGGCAUGAAGCAUCUCCUGCUUUCUAGGACUAAUUAGGAUGUACCCAAACUAAACCCAUUGCCUCCCGUUGAUUCCAACUCACAGCAACCCUAUGGGACAGAGUAGAACUGCCGCAUAGGAUUUCCAAGGCUGUCAUCUUUAUGAAAGCAGACUGUCACAUCUUUCUCUUGCGGAAUGGCUGGUGGCUGGGUUCGAACUGCCAACCUUUCGGUUUGCAGCCGAGCGCUUUAACCACUGCGCAACCAGGUCUCCUUUAACUAGGAUGUACUUAGGUAAACAGUCACAUGAGUAGUUUAAUUAUAGAACAAAACAGAAAAAAAGAAACCAAGUGCUAAAUAGAGACAUCACGUCAGAGAAAGGAGAAAUUAUUCUGUCUGGAAGAACAGGGAAGGCUCCGUGACAGAACUGCCUUUUGAGCUGUGUCUUAAAGAAGGAACAGAAUUUCAAAAAGUGGAAGGGGUUAGGGAGCAUUCCAGGCUGAGUCACGUGAGCAAAGACACACACAGGUGAAAAAAGCCCGCUAGGCUUCCAGGCAGCCCAUCUGUCAUCAAACACACAGGUGUUGAAGAGCCCUGCAGAGGGAAGGAUCACAUCUUCCCCUAAAGGAGACGUUACAGAAUGCAAAAUGUUGGAGAUAGGCUAGUAUCUAGAAUGAAAGUGAGAUUUUAUUUUUUUAAUCUAGAUGAUAAAGUUUUAUGUUAGAAGACACAUGUAAAUGAAAACUAUACUGUUUUGGAAAUAAUGUUUUAAUCGAAGUAAGACAAAUGUUUUUAAAGAUUAGGAGAAAUUUGUCCAAAGUAAUUAGCUAUAAAACCUAGAACAGGUAAAAUUGGUCAGUAUCUACCGCUUCCUAAAAUAUAUUAAAAGUCUCCCUUCUAAAGUGUAUUUGAAAGAGCUAUAUCUUUAUUUAUUUGCUAAGAGAUGGUUGAAGUAUCCUAGCUUCAGGCUAUAUCAUUCAAGGAUUUUGCUGUCUCAGGAAGAGAGGAAGCAAUCACAGUCAUGAAAAAUAAAAAUGGCUUGAUCCAAGUAUGUGAGAAGCAGAGUUUAUUUCUCCAGCCAAUGUUGCAUGCAGAAAUUGCAUAGCUGCUCUCUGAAAAAUGCAUGGGGAGAAUAUGCUGCCAUCAUUCCCAUUGAUGACCAAUAUUCUAGGAUGAGAACUCAAGGGUCACAGGAGAAUUAUUUUUGGAAUUCAGCCACCAUUUGAUGGGAGGAUAAUUUGGUGUCUCUUAAGAAUUUGGAAACCUUGGAUGCGUGGUGUUUAAGUAAGUGCUACAGCUGCUAACCCAAAGGUCAGCAGUUUGAAUCCACAAGGCGCUCCUUGGAAACUCUAUGGGCAGUUCUACCCUGUCCUAUAGGGUGGCUAUAGUCAGAACUGACAGCAACAGGUUCUUAAGAAAUCGUUAGUGUUAUUAUUCCUGUUUUGUUGAUAAGGAUUCUGAAGUCUAGAGGUUACAACAUAACCUGCCCUGGGAGAGCAGGAUUUAUAUUUAUACCCAGGGGGCUGACUUGGGCCUGGGUCUCAGCCUGUAGUCUUUAUUGCCUCAACUCAGGAUCAUCCGCAUACAAAUGGCAAUUGAUAAGGGACUGGGUAACUGUGACCCUGGGGUGGGGAGGGGUGCUGUUAAUAGUUAUGCAAAACCAGAACUGUUUGGGGAGAUAAGGACAGAUGCCAUGACUGACACCAUGAGAGUGGAUGAACUUACAAAGGGAAAGAAUGUUGAAGAAGAAAGCCAACUAGUGGGCCUUAAGAAAGAUCAAUAUUUGGGGAAUUGGUAGAGGAAGAGAAACGCGCAAAGGGUGCUGGGGAAAGAGAAUUGGGAGACAGGGGGUCUCGGGCAUUUGGGCAGAGUUUUUGAGAGGGGAGUGGUCCACAGUGCCCUGAGCCCAAGAGAACAUUGCUGAAGCACUAAGAACCAAGAAGCGGACAUUGAGUGAAACAACAAGGAAAUUAUUGGUGCUUUACUGAAAAACAUUUCUUUGGUUUCGUGAUGUUGGAAGCCAAAUUAAAGUAAAACGAGGAGUGAGUGGGAGGUGAACACUCGGACACGGCCUGUGUAAACAACUCUUUAAAAAGUGGCCUUGAAGGGGAGUCAGAGAUAGGACUGUGCUGGAGGUGGAGUCAGAAGUUUCCUUUCUUUUUCAAAGCAAGAAACUAGGGUGUGUUUAAUGCGGAAAGGAAGGAGCCAGCCAGAGUGAGUGAGACUCAGAAUAUAUAAUUAUCAGCUCUCCGGGGGGAUACCCUGGAACAGAGUCGCUGAGGACGUGAGAGGAUCCGCAUCCAGAGCUCCAGGGCAACUUUACACCUAGAGAGCAAUCCUCAGACCUACCGUGUUCAAAGGGAGGAUCCGGGCGAUCUACCCUGGGCGCCAUGGUCUCCUUGGUCUCAUCCGAAGUCCGGCAGCUGCUCCACAACAAGUUCGUGGUCAUCCUGGGGGACUCCAUCCAGAGGACUGUGUACAAGGACCUGGUGCUUCUGCUGCAGAAGGAUUCCCUGCUUACCCAUGACCAGCUCAAGGCCAAGGGGGAGCUGAGCUUCGAAAAAGACGAGCUGGUGAAGGGCGGCCAGAGGGGCCCUAUGUGCAACGGGACCCAGUACCGUGAGGUCCGCCAGUUCUGCUCUGGCCACCACCUGGUGCGCUUCUACUUCCUCACGCGCGUGUAUUCUGAGUACCUUGAGGCCAUCUUGAAAGAGUUGCUGUCUGGCAAGUACGCCCCGGAUGUGUUCAUCAUGAACUCCUGCCUCUGGGACCUCUCCAGGUACGGUCAGAACUCCUGGAGGAGCUACCGGGAGAACCUGGAGAGCCUGUUCCGGCGCCUGAACGAGGUGCUACCAGAACAAUGCCUUCUGGUAUGGAACACGACCAUGCCCGUGGGUGAAAAGAUCACUGGGGGCUUCUUCCUGCCAGAGCACCAGCCCAGCGCCGCCUCCCUGCGUGUGGACGUGGUAAAAGCCAACUUCUACAGCUCUGCUGAGGCAUGUAAACACGACUUUGAUGUGCUGGACUUGCAUUUCCACUUUCGCCGCUCACAGCACCACCGGCAGCGAGAUGGCGUGCACUGGAACGAAUUUGCACACCGACACCUCUCGCAGCUGCUGUUGGCCCAUGUGGCCGACGCCUGGGGUGUGGAGCUGCCCCACCGAGACCCCUCGAGCAAGUGGAUCAAAAAUGGUCGGGUGAGGGAGUCAGCUGGCCACCAAAGGGACAGGCAGCCCCAAGCUAGCAAGGGUGAACUGGCUUUGCUUCCGCCCUCGUCCCCACCCCCACCCAUGCGUCUGCACCACUGCAGACCCCUGCCCCCGCUCCUGCGCCCAACCCCACCCCUAACACGACGGCCCAUGUCAUCUUCCUUCCCACAGCCGCAUCCCAUGCCCCUUCACCAGGAGAUGCCCCAGUUCCCGCCCAAUUACCAAGAUUCCUAUUUUUUCUCAAACCAGCCCCUCCAGUCGGAUCAAUUUUCCUUCGACUGUUUCCACUUGGAUGUCCCCUUACCCACCCACAGAGGAUUUGUCAUGGAAGGAAACUUUAUGUUUGGUCCCCAGCCGCCUAUGCCCCUCUUCUCCCCACCCUGUUAUCAGCAGCGGGCCCCAGUGGUUCAUAGGAGUUUCCCACGGUAUCGUUCUCGUGGUCCUUACGUUCACGGGAGACCACGACCCCGACCUUCAAAAAGACUGGCCCCUACCCAUCCAGAGUCAAGGCCGUAGUAGACUGCCCUGGACCUUUCCCUCUUCAUGGAGGGUCUGGACAGAUGGCCUGCCUGUCCCUUUCCAUUGGCAUGGCUAAGCAGACUGAGCUCCUCAAGCCUCCUGUCAUCCUUGGACUUUUUUUUUUUGUUCAUUGCCAUUGCCAGUAAAGGCAAGGAAGAGCAGUCUGAUCUAUUCUGGCCAGGGCCUUCUUCCUUACUCUCUGGGGGGUGACCAAGCAUUAUUCCUGCCUCCCUACUUCCCAGUCUCCUUUUUGCCUUUUUGUAAAAAUAAAAUUGAAAUAAAGAAGU
This is a messenger RNA of Loxodonta africana (African savanna elephant), 6648 nucleotides long. It is a transcript of the gene PCED1B, whose product is annotated as PC-esterase domain containing 1B. The coding region runs from base 5024 to 6358 and encodes 444 amino acids. NCBI's taxonomy places the organism in Eukaryota, Metazoa, Chordata, Mammalia, Proboscidea, Elephantidae. The transcript is spliced from 2 exons. The record is from RefSeq and is a predicted model, not a curated record.